UUUUGUCAGCGCAUGGUUAUGUGGAUGUUGCCAUGGUGGUGUCUGCAACGUCUAGUUUGUCUGUAGAAAUGGCGGCGAUUCCAUUGAGUGCGCAUUUUCAUGAUUCCUGCCUCAAUAGUUGAAUUAAUGACACCAAACACGUUCAUUUACAAAGCACAUUCAAGCAAAGACCGCGAUUGUUGGGAUAGCCGCUUCCAUAAUUUCUACUAAAGUUGUUAAAUCAACCAGAGGUGCUCUUAAAAUAAAUGUCACCCACAAAUUAAUAACAUAUUCGUGUGUGUUUUGAGUGGAAGAAACGGAACGGAAGCUAUUACGUGUUGUUUCCCAUUGCAGCGGCGCACACAUGCGGUUACGCAAGUCGCUGUGCUGCUUUCAGGUACAGCUCGUAGGCUCGUAAUUCCUCAUAUCUUAGCUCCAUCGUCAUCCAUAUCGUCAAAAGCAACCUCUCAUCAGGCAACUAAUCAGUGUUGAGAGAACCCUUUUUACUUAAUGUUUUGUAUCAUGUGAUAAAGCAUCUCAUUUUAAUUUCGCAAACGUUAACUGGUGUAUGAGGCAUCAAUAUUACAACCCCGUGUAGAAAUCACGAAGGCAACUCAAGUCUCCCUGACAGUGGACAGCAACAACCGGAGACUAAAUUAUCACACACGUUCUGUAUUAAUAAACCUUAUCGGUUGCCGACACAACAUUUUGCGAAAUGAUUUCUGAACUGUCCAAUCCGUCGGUGUGCAUGAGGGACCCCAAGAGAGUCCAGGAGAUUCUGGAGUCCAUGCUGAAGGCGGGUUCGAACACGCUACAGGUUAUCUCAGACUUCGACAUGACUCUGACAAGAUUUGCGUAUAAUGGCAAACGAUGCCCCACCUGUCACAAUAUUCUCGACAACAGCAAGCUGAUCUCUCAAGAGUGCAAAGGGCAGGUGUGCACGAAGCCGACUUUGAAUUCUCGCGUAUAAAAUACAGAAUGACAACAUUUUACAUGUCACUGUGGCUUCAGUUGAAGGAUCUGUUGAACAAGUACUACCCCAUCGAGAUCGACUCGUCGCGCUCCAUCGCCGAGAAGCUGCCGCUCAUGGUGGAGUGGUGGACCAAAGCGCACGAGCUGCUGGUGCAGCAGAACAUCCGGAAGGACCUGCUGGCCGCGGUGGUGCGGGAGUCCGACGCCAAGCUCAGGGACGGCUACCAGCUGUUCUUUUCGCAGCUGCACCAGCACAGCAUCCCGCUGCUCAUCUUCUCCGCCGGCAUCGGGGACAUCCUGGAGGAGGUCAUCCGCCAGGCCGGCGUCUUCCACCCCAACGUCAAGGUCUUCUCCAACUACAUGGACUUCGACCAGGCGGGGGUGCUGAGAGCCUUCAAGGGCGAGCUGAUCCACAUCUACAACAAACGGGAGGGGGCCCUGCUCAACACGGGUCACUUCCAGGAGCUGCGAGCCCGGCCCAACGUCCUGCUGCUGGGCGACUCCCUCGGCGACCUCACCAUGGCCGACGGCGUGCACAACAUGGAGAACGUCCUCAAGAUCGGCUUCCUCAACGACAAGGUGGAGGAGCGGAAGCAGUCGUACUUGGACUCUUACGACGUCGUGCUGGUGAAGGACGAGACCCUGGACGUGGCCAACGCUGUGCUGCUCUACCUCACGGGAAACAAGUGACACACCCCCCCCCCCUCCGCCGCCCCCACACUCGAUGUUUUGGGCCACGUUGGACACUCCCGCGUCACUUUUCGACUUUUUUUUUUUUUUUUUUACCAAAAGUCAUUCUGUCCACGCUCUCCUUCCAUUUCGUCAACACGGCAGGAAACAUUUUGUUGUUUGUUUGUCAAUAGGACUCUCUUAUUCUUUAACGCUCCGCACUGUAACGUACACAGGAAGUGUUGCCACCUUCAAAUUAAAUGUGCUGUCGAUUUGUCACCUUUGUACGGGGAAAACAUCUUUAUUUAAAAUGUUACUUGCAAAGGCGGCUGGUAAAGCGUCGGCCCCACAGUUCUGAGGUCCCGGGUUCAAUCCGCCACUCCCGCGACCCUCGUGAGGAUAAGCGGCUAAGAAAAUGGAUGGAUGUUUUCUUGCAAAAUACUCUCUCUGGAUACAAUAUAACAUCCAACAUACGAAUGAUGGAAGAGAACGUUCCAAUUAUGGCCUUAGCAAUAUGGAUUUUUCUUUUUCUUUCUAUUUUGCAAAAUAAGAGAAGUGCAGUAUUUAUAACAAGGUUUUGGCAAAUACUCCAAUUCUGACCCUUCAAGGUUUUCAAGUAGUUCCCGUCAAAACAUUUCUUUUUUUAUUUCUAAAAUAGUGCACAGCACCCUUCGCUAUUAAGAUUACACAACAUAGAUUUUCAUAGAAGUAAAAAAAAAAAAAAGUACGUACAUGGCGAACAGAAAUGAGGAAAUUUAAGCCAAAUUUAACUCGCAGACGAGAAAGAUGAAAUCAACGCAAAGAAAACAAAAUGGCUGAUUGGAAAGCUUGGCACAAAAAGUGAGGACUACUAAUGCGAUACUUCGCCUUGGAUGUUUUGAAUCACACCUUGCGAAAAUUUGAGUGCGCCGUCCAGUGAACAAAAAAAAAUAAAAAUAAAAACAUUCAAAAGUGCUAUGUGGCCAGCUGGAGCUGAGAAAGAAAUAUACCAAAUAUAUUUGCAAUGAUUAAAAAAAAAAAAGAUUUUUAUCGUCAUACCUCUGGUUGCUAUUUAACAGCGUAGCGGGUUUCAUACUUUUUAAACCUGAGUUAAGUUCUUAAAUUAGGUUUUCAUAUUAAGAGUCACUGAUGGUGUAGUGGUACACACGCCUGCCUUUGGUGCGGGCAGCGUGGGAUCGAUUCCCGCUCGGUGAUUGUGUCGAUAUCUGACUGGCAGGGUGUAGUCCGCCUUUCACUUGAAGCUUGCUUGUGAGGAUAAGCGGCAUGGAUAAUGACAUGAGGUAUUAUUAGGGCUUGGGCAAGGGUUUCAAGGUGCUUGUUUGAAAUACGCAAAGUGGAAUUCUCUUUGUUUGAUGUUUAGUUUGACAGUACAAUGACUUGCAGUACUUUUUUUUUUUUUUUU
Messenger RNA from Syngnathoides biaculeatus (alligator pipefish), 3022 nucleotides. Its product is annotated as 7-methylguanosine phosphate-specific 5'-nucleotidase-like. Lineage: Eukaryota; Metazoa; Chordata; Actinopteri; Syngnathiformes; Syngnathidae. The transcript has 9 exons. Gene Ontology annotation, molecular function: 5'-nucleotidase activity; magnesium ion binding. Bases 850 to 1641 code for a protein of 263 amino acids. The record is from RefSeq and is a predicted model, not a curated record. Gene Ontology annotation, cellular component: cytoplasm.